AUGUCGGGAGCUGACUGUGAAUUCGUUGAGCUUCACGAUGCCCCGGAUUCCGACACUUGUCCAGCUUCGGGACAAACGGAUCACACCACCUCACUGCACCAAGACGAUCCCACAGAGCACAGCAUCUCAACUCAACUUUUAAACCAGACAGUUUCCGAGCAGCCCUAUGAAUCUGCAACCACAGAUCAGUCAAUGAACCAGGACAAUCUCUCCGAUGACUUUUGGGGCUUGAGACAUCCGGCAAUGGCGGCACCCUGUGCAUCUGAGGCUGUAGCUGGAUCGAGUGCCCAUUCUAGCGUUACUCAUGUUCCACAACCAAGUCAGCACAAUUCGGGUGCGGCCGAUGAAAGUAUUGCUCAGGAAAAUCCAGCCUCUCUGACCUAUGAUUUUUUCACGACUCCAUCGCCACUCCCUUACACGGGCUGGGAAUCGGGCCCUCAAUCUGCAGGGUCAGACCAUGGUAAUACGCAUAGCAACUCUGUCAAUCCGCCAAAGAUAGGCUCGCGCUUCUCUAGGGAAUCAUCCAAGCUGUUAAAACAGUGGUUCUCAAACCACUAUCAUUAUCCAUAUCCGAGUAAAGAAGAAAUGAAGAUGCUACAACGUCAGACCGGUCUAUCCAAGACGCAGAUUAGUAACUGGCUCUCUAAUACCAGGCGGCGAGAAAAGAUGCACCACAGCACACAACGACCCGAUACGCCGACAGUUCAGACGAGGCGUAAUUACCGUACCAUGGGACCUCUUGAACGCUGGGUUGACUCUCCUCCAGAGAGUGAGCCUGCAACGGUCACUGCUAUUGCCAAUGCGGUUCAAUGUGCCGAAUCAUCACAUUAUGACGAGUCCGGCCAGUCUAUCAACGAAUCUUCAGACAACAGCUAUCGGACCUCAAGUGGCAGCUCACUUGCUUCAGCAUACUCAUAUGGUUCCAGCGACUCUGUUGCUGGGGAUUCAUGGGGUGAUCGGGUUGAACACUUGGCCGACCAUUUUAAAAUGGGCAAGACUAUGGCUAGCUGGACGGGUGAUUGGGGUUUUGAAGAUGUCAUCACAGAUACGCUCGAGAACGCCAUUCCACCUUAUCUUCUUGGUGAAGAGAGCACUAGCAUGUUUCCGUUUGAAGCAAGCGAUGUUUCUCCAGAAUCCCCCCGCUCUGCAUAUGAACUACUCGUCGUUGAGCUCUCGUCUUUUGUCGAAACAUAUCAGUACAAGACUGGGCAACUUCCUAGCCAUGACGCCAUGCAUAUCGAAGCCUGUCGCAUUAUCUUUGCUUCAGAGAUGUUGACGUUAGAAGUAGACGCCGAACCCUCAUGGCUGCGUGACCUAGUCUUGUCGAAUGAGAUGAUUGCCACGCAAGCGCAGUUUCUUCCUAUACGAACACCGUCUGAGGGAAGGCUUCGAACCCUAGAGAUUAGGGGAAAGAAGUCGCUAUUCGAAGAAUGCCCUCUUGAGGCCCAACUCUACAAUUUUGCGUUUACCGAGGCGAUGGUCAACCAGGCCGUCAUUUCCGACGCGACGUUACAUACAGAGGCUUGUAAAAUACUCACACGAAUGCAACAAGCCUUAAAGCUACCUCUAACCGAUUUCGUAUUCACAUGGUUCAUGACCCUGCUUUACUCAUCGCCGAUGAAUUGGCUCAGCCAGUUUAGGCAACGUUCGUCUCUUCCAAUCACUGAAAGUGGUGGAAUAUCUCUGUCUACGACUUUAUCCGGGCACUGGACUCUAGGGACUACAUCUCGCACAAUUCACAGUCAUUUGUAUAUCGAUACUCACGAUUUUGGAGCUCUCCAGCAAUCUAACGGAGAGGCAACCCUAGGGGCCGGACAUUAUGCGAAAGCCUCGCCCAGCGAAUCACAUUUUAUUGGGCUUAAACAUACGCCGGCAAAUGUCGGAACUGGCAUACCUUCAUCACCACAGUCAUUUAUGCCCACCAUGUUCCCUAUGAAGCAUGCGGAUGUGGGUUCACGGAGACAGCCUGAUGACCUUCUGAAAGGGGCUUAUAUGUUCCAUGAUCCCAAUUUUCACAAGUGGCUGGGCCGGGAGUUGGGCCGCUGGGUCAAGUCUAUUAUGUCUCCCAAUAACCCAAAUUCCCAUGUACCGUCCGACAAGGAGAUUCAGCAUCACGCUCGCUUUCUCGUGUAUGAUGACGGUGAUCCGUGGAACCAGACGGUGGCAGAUAAUCUAGAGUGGUUGCAUCGUUUUAAAGUCAGCGUUGGGAUUAUUCCAGAAUAG
Molecule: messenger RNA, 2223 nt
Organism: Trichoderma breve
Lineage: Eukaryota; Fungi; Ascomycota; Sordariomycetes; Hypocreales; Hypocreaceae
Product: homeobox KN domain-containing protein
Exons: 6
Coding region: 1-2223 (740 amino acids)
Biological process (GO): regulation of transcription by RNA polymerase II
Molecular function (GO): DNA-binding transcription factor activity, RNA polymerase II-specific; RNA polymerase II cis-regulatory region sequence-specific DNA binding
Source: RefSeq, a predicted model, not a curated record